AUGGAGAAAGACUCCAAGAAAGAUAGAUUUGAUGACCAAGAGCCUAAGAAAGAAAUAGGCGCCUUCGGUGGUUAUUUGAGGAUCUUUCGAUAUGGCUCGUCCAAGGACUAUACCUUGCAGGCCAUUGCCACUGCCUGCGCACUAGGGUCCGGUGUUGGCAUGGCCCUUGUCAAUUUGGUAUUUGGCCAGUUUAUCACACUCAUCACUGACUACACGGCGGGUCAUACGGAUGCUUCGAAGUUCCGAAACGAAUCUGCGAGGCUCAGUCUCUUUUUCUUUGUCAUUGGCCUUUGCCGAUUCUUCCUCACAUAUGGAUACAGCACACUCUAUACAUUUGCUGCAUACCGGAUCACACGAAACAUUCGCCACCUGUACCUAAAAGCAGGACUAAGCCAGGAAAUUGCCUUCUUCGAUUCAGGCACUAGCGGGUCAAUUGCCAUGCAAGCCACCUCAAAUGGACGACUGAUCCAAUCUGGAAUUUCGGAAAAGCUGGGACUUGUUGUCCAGGGCCUAUCCGCUUUUAUAUCCUCCUUUGUGCUAGCAUUUGUCACUCAAUGGAAGCUGACUCUCAUUUCUUGCUGCAUUGCUCCAGCAAUGCUUUUAGCCAUGGGCAUCAGCUCCAGCUUUGAAGCUGACAUUGAAACAAAAGUCCUCAAAGUUCAGGCCCAGGCUGGAGCUUUUGCAGAGAGUAUCUUGUCAAGCACUCGGACGGUACAGGCCUUCGGACUUCGAAACCAACUGCUAGGCGACUUUGAAAAGUUCUUGCAAGCUUCGAGAAAGCUCGGAAAUAAAAAGUCCCCUCUUUUCGGCUGCUUAUUUGCCACGGAGUACACCAUCAUCUUUUCAGGAUUUGGCUUGUGCUUUUGGCAGGGUAUAAGAAUGGUGUCCACUGGCGAGGUGGAGCAAUCUGGAGAUAUUUUCAUUGUGCUCAUGUCCGUGGUUGUAGCAGCCGUAAGCCUGACCACUAUAAUGCCGUAUCUGAUCGAUUUUGUCCGCGCGGCCUCUGCAGCGGCAGAGCUAUUCCAUCUCAUGGACCGAAAGUCGAGAAUCGAUCCGUUUGACAAUUCCGGGGAAAGACCGACAGACGUUGUGGGAUAUAUCGAUUUUAGUAGUGUCUCGUUCGCUUACCCUACGCGCCCUGAUACCAAGGUAUUGAACAACUUCUCACUGCAUAUUCCUGCCGGCAAGACAACUGCACUCGUUGGAGCAAGCGGAUCUGGAAAAAGCACUAUUGUUGGGUUGAUUGAACGAUGGUACAACCCUUUGUCGGGAACGGUCAAGCUUGAUGGCAAGCCUAUCGAGCUGUACAACCUCAGAUCACUUCGCCAGCAGGUUAGGCUUGUUCAACAGGAGCCCAUUUUGUUUUCCGGAACAGUCGCUGAAAACAUCGCCAAUGGCCUUGUAGGUACACCUUGGGAGAAUGAAUCUCCAGGCGAGAAGCUGUCCCGGAUACAGGAGGCUGCUAAAAUUGCCUUUGCCCACGAUUUCAUCACCGAACUUCCCAGCGGGUAUGAUACCGUCAUUGGGGAGAGAGGUGGGCUAUUAUCCGGUGGUCAAAAGCAACGGGUUGCAAUUGCUCGCAGUAUUGUUUCCCAGCCACGAAUUCUUCUUCUGGAUGAGGCAACGAGUGCCCUUGAUCCUCAUGCCGAGGAAGUCGUUCAACGCGCACUGAACAAUGUUUCAAAGGGGCGCACAACAAUCACUAUUGCACACAAACUAGCCACUAUCAGAGAUGCCGAUAAUAUUGUUGUCAUGGAGCAGGGCCGUAUUCUCGAGCAAGGUACACAUAACUCCCUUUUGGAAUCGAAUGGUGCCUAUUCACGACUGGUGCGGGCUCAGGAUUUGUCUGUGGCGACACAGGAUCCCGAAGAUGCCUCAGAUAGCCCGGAUGAAACAGACAAAGAAGACUUUGUUACACUUACUGGUGAAUUGACCCGGUACUCGACUACAACAAGAUCAGCUUUGGAGAAGCAGUUGACUCGCGAUGAUUUUGACAAUUGGAAAAGAUUGGGCCUUCUCCAAACAAUAUGGAGAUUGGUGAAAUCGGCUCCCGAGCUCAAUUGGACUUUUGUGGUCCUGAUUUUGGCUUGUUUAACAGGAGCUGCUUCAUAUCCUGGCCAAGCUAUCUUGAUGUCUAAGUUCAUCGACGUAUUUCAAUUCACAGGUUCAGCUAUGCGAACAAAAGGAAACUUCUUCGCUCUAAUGUUUUUCGUUCUCGGACUUGGAUCUUUCGUCGUCUAUUUUGCUGUGGGAUGGACAUCGAACAUUGUAGCACAGACAAUGAACCAAAAAUACCGGAAGCAAGUCGUCAAUGACAUGAUGAAGCAAGACCUGCAAUUCUUUGAUCGCGCCGAGAACACUACAGGGGCGCUGACCAGUCGUGCUGACUCUUAUCCACAGGCUGUAUUUGAGCUUAUGGGCUUUAAUGUUGCUCUGAUACUGGUUGCAACGGUUGGUGUAUUGUCAUGCUCUAUUCUGGCAAUAGUAUAUGCAUGGAAACUUGGCCUUGUUAUUGUUCUAGCAGGUCUUCCGCCCAUGCUCGCUUCCGGUUACGCUCGCAUCAAAAUGGAGGGUGCGAUGGACCACAAGAUUUCGAAGUUGUUUUCGAAGAGUGCAUCUAUUGCCUCAGAGGCCGUGACUGCCAUCCGGACGGUGUCUUCCUUGGCAAUUGAGACAUCGGUUUUGGAGCGAUACACCCAGGAGCUUGACCAGGCGAUUGCCACGUCUACGAAGCCAUUGCUUCUCAUCAUGCUCCCUUUUGCAUUCACUCAGACCGUUGAGUACUCUUUUCUGGCUCUCGGUUUCUGGUAUGGAUGCCGGCUUGUCUCAUUUGGAGAUCUGAGCAUGGCCAACUUUUUCGUCAGUUUCCUGAGUGUGUUCUUUUCUGGCCAACAAGCUUCGAUUCUUUUUGGCUUUUCAAGCAGCAUGACAAAGGCAACAAAUGCCGCCAAUUACAUAUUUUGGCUUGAAGAGCUCCAGCCUACAAUUCGAGAGACUGACGAAAACGGUGACCUUGGCCCUGGCGACUUCAAGUCUCUCCACUUGGAAAACCUGCAAUUUUCUUACCCAAUGAGACCUCACGCCCGCGUACUACGCGGCAUUGACCUUCAUAUCAAGAAAGGUCAAUUUGUCGCAUUUGUCGGCGCAUCUGGCUGUGGAAAAAGUACCAUGAUCAGCAUGCUCGAGCGCUUUUACGACCCAGUAGCUGGUCAUAUCAAAAUCGACGCCCUUACCUUGGAGAGCUUGAAUCCUUGGCUGUACCGAGGUAAAGUGGCACUUGUACAGCAGGAACCCACCCUUUAUCCCAGCACCAUUCGCGAAAACAUCUCCAUGGGGACACCGACUGGUAGCCCGUCAACGGUUCCUGACAGCGACAUUGAGGCUGCCUGUCGGGCUGCCAACGCGUGGGAAUUUAUCUCUUCUCUGCCUGAUGGCCUUAUGACUCUCUGUGGUGCCAAUGGGACACAACUCUCUGGUGGGCAACGUCAACGCAUCGCUAUUGCUAGAGCGUUACUCCGAAAUCCGCGUUUACUCCUAUUGGAUGAGGCAACAAGCGCGUUGGACACUCAAUCAGAGAGAAUUGUUCAAGAUGCGCUGAAUGAAGCGGCUUCUCAGGGGGAUCGAAUCACGAUCGCGGUUGCCCAUCGCUUGUCGACUAUUCGCCAUGCGGAUAUGAUAUGCGUGUUUGAUGGGGGCAGGAUCGCCGAGUCCGGAACUCAUGAGGAAUUACUGGCGAGAGGCCGACUUUAUCCGAAGAUGUGCGAGGCUCAGAACCUAGGCACUUGA
Molecule: messenger RNA, 3786 nt
Organism: Penicillium expansum
Lineage: Eukaryota; Fungi; Ascomycota; Eurotiomycetes; Eurotiales; Aspergillaceae
Product: ABC transporter ATP-binding protein
Exons: 9
Coding region: 1-3786 (1261 amino acids)
Biological process (GO): transmembrane transport
Cellular component (GO): membrane
Molecular function (GO): ABC-type transporter activity; ATP hydrolysis activity; ATP binding
Source: RefSeq, a predicted model, not a curated record